This is a messenger RNA of Sphaerulina musiva SO2202, 2174 nucleotides long. RefSeq lists its product as uncharacterized. The transcript has 2 exons. NCBI's taxonomy places the organism in Eukaryota, Fungi, Ascomycota, Dothideomycetes, Mycosphaerellales, Mycosphaerellaceae. Bases 1 to 384 code for a protein of 127 amino acids. The record is from RefSeq and is a predicted model, not a curated record.
AUGCCCCUCAGCGACCCCAACGAGGGAGGGAUAUGGAUCAUGUGCCUCCUGGCCAAGACGCCGGAGUCGUACCAACCAGGCCACCGGCACGAGCAAUUGCUGUUUCGAUACGAUCGAGGCCGCGCUCCAUCCCACACAACAGUGCCGGCAGCUGCAUCCAUCUACUGCACUGCUAGCCGCGUCAAGAAACUUGUCGAACUGCCACGACACGCCCAGUGGGCUACAAAUGUCCCGAGCUUUCAAACACAAGAAGUGUUCUGCAUUAUCGAAGCGCUGUGUACGGACAUAUCCCGCGGGAUGAAGAGCCCCCGGAGUCCAGCGGAGUCCGGCGAGGGGAUUGACGCCAUCGUCCUGGCAAAGGUGUCGGCGCACGAAAGUGCUUAGCUGGCUGGCCAGUGAGGCAAUUUCGUCACAAUAGAAGCCUACGUAAAAGACGGUGGGACCUAUGCCGGGCUACUUUUCUCUGCUUGGAAACCUGCACUUGCAGCUGAUUUUUGUCGUCGCUUGGCUGGCUCGCUGUUGGACACUGUCAGUUCGUGGACGUUGGAAGCCAAUGGCGAGAUGAACUCACAUUCUGCAAGGCUUCUGUGCUUUCUUGCAUUGUAGGCAGCCUUCUGGACCAGGCUCACACUUGAUCUUCUUCUUCCUGCACGUUGAACAUGCCACCGAGAGGCGCUUGCGAAGAAUCUUGCUGGACGUCAAAUUGACAGGAUCUUGGAAGAUAUGCGUCGGGACUAUAUAUCAGUCAGCAUAGUCACCAAAAGACGGCGUCGUAGGUCGACUUACUCGAAUAGCCACCUUUGUACAUGUGGCAUGGGCCUCGACCGUGAAUGUACGACACGCCUUCAUAUGCGGAAGCGGCUUGAUACACAUAAGUAGCUGGAGCCAGGUCCGACGUGCCGAAGAAUGCUGGAGGCAAUUCAUGGGGCGAGGUCGGCUGAGAGUGGGAUGCUGGCUGCAUCAAGGAUGAGUUCGAUGAUUGCGAAGUCGCAGGGCUUGUGGGGAGAGAAGACGUGGGGGAGAUGAAGUUGUGCUCUGGUGCUGAGCACAAGCUCUGUAUCGUGAGUGGACUCGUCUUGGGUUGUGAGCCGUAUGGGGAUGAAGCAUGCACAAGCGGAGGAGUGAUGACGGUCCUAGGCCUGGCGGAGAGAUCACUCGGUCGCAACGUAUCGAAGUAGCUGCCUCGAGCGACAGAGUCGCGACGAUGGUCGUCAUAGUCGGGACUCCUCCGGCUUUCUCUACUACCAGAGUCGGGGUUGAUCAAGAGCUUGGAGGCGAACAGAUCAUUCAAGCCAGGAAGUCGCGGUAGUUGAGUCGAGGACUUUGCCGGGAUCGGGAUGUGAGAGGUGGUGGUGGUGGUUGUUGUUGUGCUGCUCGAUCGCGAACGAGCCGCCUCGGCCGCUCGUUCUCUUUCAGCAGCCUGCUGUAUGGCUCGAUCAUAUUCCGAAGUCUGAUAUGGCUCAUAGCCCAUCGACGAGUGUGCGUGGGUGGUUGUGUAUGGUCGCGACAUGGCUGAGUACAUCUUGUCCAGAGUGAAUAAUGGAGCACCUGAAGCCAGAGGUGACGGGUGGUACAGCGCGUUCAUGUACUCUGCUCGUGGAGCAGAGUACAAUGUGGGUCUAAACUGGCUCGGAGGCUCAAGGUAGCCUACCAAGAUCUCAGACGAGCCAGCACCCAUGUCCUGAACCAUAUCGGCGCUGUGGUGCUCGCUCGUACAAAACUGGAGGAUCACCACAUGGUCCGGAUCAAGAAGCGUUGCCUGACAGCCCGUGCGAAUUGUUUGGUAGCUUCGAAGCGCUCCCGUCCAUCAAGGGAUCGGCCGUGCGUAAAAGACCCACGCCACUCUGGCAUUCGGUAAGUAUCACAUGUUCAAGACCACUAACAAGCGAGCAUCACAGUUUGAGGGACCUCGUCGCUGUCCUGUCCCUGUGCCUGUGCACGGAGGGAGCAGUACUAGACACAUGUGCCCACGCUGCAGAGCAACGUAACUUUCUUUGUUGAAGUGCCCAAACACGGGCUACUUCUACUCAGGCUGUAUCGACUCCUCUGGGCCCUGGCACCAAGCCAUCCGGAGGGCCAUCCUGCAGGAGCUGACUGACGCCUGUGAACCAGCCUGCUGUCACAGUCGUACAUCCACAUCAUACAAGCGACAGCGGGGGAUCGUUCUGAGGCUU